Vitis vinifera (wine grape) is the source of this 1553-nucleotide messenger RNA. RefSeq lists its product as uncharacterized. Gene Ontology annotation, molecular function: nitrite reductase [NAD(P)H] activity; 2 iron, 2 sulfur cluster binding. Bases 385 to 1227 code for a protein of 280 amino acids. The transcript has 3 exons. The record is from RefSeq and is a predicted model, not a curated record. NCBI's taxonomy places the organism in Eukaryota, Viridiplantae, Streptophyta, Magnoliopsida, Vitales, Vitaceae.
AGUCUAGGUAACAAAACCUAAGCUAUCCCUUGUAUAUUUCAUGACAUAAGUUUAAGUAAAGAGGUAUAAUUAGCAAAUGAUCAUUCUCUUCCCCUUACUUCCAUCCUCCUCACUGUCCUAAGAAAAAUUUAGCAUCUUCAACCUUGUACUGCGUGUGCUCUCGGGUCCUAUGGCUUUGUAUCUAAUCCCCAUUUGCAAAACGUUCAGUGCGUGAAGCCUAAGGGUCUGAACAAAAAAUCAUGGUAUAAAAUGUGAACCAACCAAAAGGCUUUAUCCAAUUCUUGUGGCCAUGCAAAGCCCUUCUCUUUCUCUGCCCCACUUUCCACCCACACCUCUCACUCCACCCCCCUCACCUCCUCUCUCUCUCUCACCUCCCACUUCUCCAUGGCCACCGCCGCUGCCACCAAGCUCACGCCCCAUCUCCUCUCUCUCUCCUCCCCCCUCCGUCGCCGGAAACCCCUGCUGCACCACCUCCCUCCGCCGCUGCCCCGGAAUGACCGUUCUUCUGCCUUAACACUGGGACUCUCUAGCCGGAGAAUUACUUGCAAGGCGACGGAAGUGUCGGUGGCGGAGGAGUCGUCGGCUGCGGGCGAUGGCGGGAACUGGGUGCCGGUGGUGCCGCUGUCGGCAUUGCCUAAGGGGGAGCGGCGCGUGAUAAUACAGGACGGAGAGACGAUUCUGUUGUUGUGGUAUAAGGAUCAGGUCUACGCCAUUGAGAAUCGGUCUCCGGCUGAAGGGGCUUAUUCCGAGGGAUUGCUUAAUGCGAAGCUCACCCAGGAUGGCUGUAUUGUAUGCCCAACAACUGAUAGCACAUUUGAUCUUCAGACUGGAGAAAUCAAGGAUUGGUAUCCAAAAAACCCUGUGCUCAGAGUUCUCACACCUGCCUUAAGGACGCUCUUCAUUUAUCCUGUGAAAACUGAUGAUAAAAAUAUUUACAUCAGAAUGAGUGGAGGUGUAAGUUCAGAUGCAUCAGCAGAGAUUGUUUUCAGUGGGAAGGCUCAACCUGGUUUAACUGCAACCGAUGUAAAUGUGGAGGAGGUUAGAAUGAUCGUUGAUGAGGAUCAAGAGGGUUUUGGUUUCACAGGGAAGAAUGAAUUGAUAAAUGGAAAGGCAGCUGUAGUUGGCUUCCUGUUGUUAUUAGAUUUUGAACUCUUGACUGGUAAAGGCAUUCUCAAGGGAACAGGCUUCUUGGACUUUCUUUAUGCUGUUUCAAAUGCAUUCAAGUAGGCCUCAGCUUCCUCUUAGGGAUGAAAAGAAUUUUUCUGAUCCACAUGGAGGUAAUUUCUUUGUGUAGUCGGACAAUACUUAUAUGUUUUAUCUUUUGCAUUUUUUCUUGUUUUACUGUAUAAAUUAUGUUGGUUCUAUAAAUCAACUCAUGUCAAUCAUUGUUUAUGUUUUGAGAAAUAUCUUUCGUCACACAGUCCAAAGUAUUGAUGGUUCAAAUGUUUGGAACCACCACAGGAUGUGUUUAGACAUUUUCACAACUCGUAUUUUGUACUCUACUCUAAGUUGGAUUAUUUAACUUGUAACUGAGAAUUCCUUGCUGGCUGAAA